AUGCCCCCGGGUGCAAAUCUCACCGAUCCACGAAAUUAUAAUGCACCACUCGACCCAGAGUCUCGCCGUGAACGGCUACUGAGAAUCAGUAGUACCGCGACGGUGCAGACGAUAUCCGGGGUCAAUGGCAACCGGGAUGAAGAUGAUGAACAGGAAGAAACCGGCCAGCGAGGCAGGGCAAGGGGACAUUCAGUAGCGACAGAAACGACGUCCCUGCAGAACGAGGACGCGAGCUCCUAUGGAACCCUACCCCGACGACGGAGGCUCAAGAAUAAGGCCUCAAACACAUUCGCGGGAGGGCGGUUGGGUUCGGUACCCUUUCUCAAGGCCUUUUCACGAACAAACACCAUAAACAGCGACGAUACACCAGUCUAUACUCCUCAAAGCCUUCGAGGGUUCGCGUACGCUCGUCUCAGCAGCGCGAGACCAAUAUCCGCCUAUGACCCGCCCAUUGAUCACAAGGAUCCCGAAGAAGUCGACCUGGACGCUAAAAUCAACGGAAUCCGAGUCUGGUACUCUUCGUACACCUCUAUCGACUGGCUUCAUGAUGCUAUCAAAGACUCUCUACGCUUCUCAAAGCUACGCAAGCGCAAAUCGAUUCGUGCCCGUCUCCGCCUGGCGUUCGACAAGAGUUUGGGGUGGAUAAUCGUCACCAUUGUCGGUUUCCUGUCAGCUGUCGUGGCGUUCCUUGUCGUGCGCAGCGAGCAAUUGCUGUUCGACUUCAAGGAAGGCUAUUGUGCAGAUGGCUGGUGGAAGGCCCAGCGGUUCUGCUGCCCUGUGGGCGACACGCCUGCGUCAGGUUCGCCGUCUGAAGCAACCGAACUCUGCGAUGCCUGGAUCAAGUGGCCCGAGACAUUCUCAGCUGGGGAAGGGCACCAAGCAGUCCUAGUGGAGUACACUUCGUAUAUCGGUGUUGCGCUCUCCCUCGCUCUGGUCUCGUGUUUGUUGACCAUCUACCUCACGAAGUCGACAACGUUCGUAACUCGGAAGGAGUCCGGUGUCGCUGGGAUCAAAUCCACGGGAGCGUCUGGUUCGAAGGCCCCGAAGGUGCCCGUUACGCACGGGCGCAAAGUUCUUUACUACGCUGCAGGAAGUGGUAUCCCGGAGAUCAAGACCAUUUUGUCAGGCUUCGUCAUUCACGGUUACCUUGGUGUUCGAGUCUUGUUCACCAAAGCGGUUGGUCUGGCCUUGUCUGUUGCUUCUGGUCUGUCCCUCGGCAAAGAAGGUCCAUUUGUUCACAUUGCAAGUUGUGUUGGCAACAUUGUCAGUCGUAUCGCUUCGAAGUAUGAGCUAAAUGAAGCCAAACGUCGUGAAAUUUUGAGUGCGGCCUGCGCUGCAGGUGUAGCUGUCGCUUUCGGAGCCCCUAUUGGCGGAACACUGUUCAGUCUCGAGGAAGUCUCCUAUUUCUUCCCUCCAAAGGUUAUGUGGAGAAGUUUCUUCUGCGCCAUGAUUGCUGCUAUUACCCUCAAGAUGCUUGAUCCGUUUGGCACAGGAAAGCUUGUGCUAUUCCAAGUCACUUAUGACAAGGACUGGCAUGCUUAUGAACUCGGCCCAUUCCUUCUUCUCGGCGUCCUUGGGGGAUUGUAUGGUGCUUGCUUCUCCAAACUGAACUAUCGCUGGAGCAAGAACAUCCGUGGCAAGACGUGGCUUGGAAGGCAUCCUAUUUGCGAAGUUUUGAUUAUCACGUUCAUUACCAGUUGCCUCUGCUUCCUUAACCCCUACACGCGUAUGGGAGGGACGGAACUUGUCUACAACCUCUUUUCUGAAUGUCGUCCUGGAGGCGAUUCCCAUUCAGGCCUCUGCAUAGUUAGCCCUGGGUCCUGGGAACAUGCCUGGCCUGUUGCUAAAGCCAUUCUCAUCGCCAUGAUGGUGAAAGGUGGUCUUACGGUCGUAACCUUUGGAAUCAAGGUCCCAGCUGGAAUCUUCAUCCCCACCCUCGGUGUUGGAGCAUGUGCAGGUCGUGUCAUGGGUAUUGCGAUGCAAUAUCUCCAGAUUAGAAACCCAGAUGCGAGGCUGUUUGCUUCGUGCCAUGGGGACCUAGGAUGCAUUGUUCCUGGUCUGUACGCCAUGGUUGGAGCUGCAGCCACUCUUUCUGGUGUCACUCGCACCACCGUUUCGCUCGCCGUCAUCAUGUUUGAGCUCACGGAUACCUUGACGUAUGCGGUCCCAGUCAUGCUUUCAGUCCUCGUUGCAAAGACGGUGGCGGAUGCUCUGGAGCCCAAGGGUAUCUAUGAUCUGGUCAUUGAACUCUCUGAGCUGCCCUACCUCGAUUAUAAGAAUGACUAUGUCUGGGGCAAUCUCCAACUUAGCGAUGUUAUUUCGAGAGAUAUGGCAUCUAUCAGGAUCGACGAGAAGAACACUGUCCAGAGCCUCAGCGACAAAUUGCUUACGCUCAUUUCGACUGGCGCUCACGAUCUAGGCUUCCCUAUUCUGAGACCAGACGGUAAUGAUGAUGGUGUGCGACUUGUUGGAUACAUCGGUACCAACGAACUUGAGCAUGCGCUCAGUAUCGUGGCUGAUAACCCGACGGCUGAGGUGUAUUUCGGUGCACCCUAUACUAACGAUAUGGCUUCUUCGAUCUCGUCCUUUGCCGAACCUGCGAUGCCCACCCAUUCGUCCAGCGACCCCUACGAUUUCACACCUUACAUGGAUCAAGCACCCUUGACGCUCACCAACCAAUCCCCCUUGGAGAUGCUUCAUCGAUUCUUUGUCAAGUUGGGCGCUCGAUACGUCGUGGUUGUUGACAGCGAAGGGUUGUACGAGGGAAUUGUCGAGAAGAAGAACUGGCUCGCUUUCCUCACCGAGUUCGAAGAGAAGUAA
Molecule: messenger RNA, 2820 nt
Organism: Coprinopsis cinerea okayama7#130
Lineage: Eukaryota; Fungi; Basidiomycota; Agaricomycetes; Agaricales; Psathyrellaceae
Product: voltage-gated chloride channel
Exons: 15
Coding region: 1-2820 (939 amino acids)
Biological process (GO): transmembrane transport; chloride transport
Cellular component (GO): membrane; early endosome; Golgi apparatus
Molecular function (GO): voltage-gated chloride channel activity
Source: RefSeq, a predicted model, not a curated record